Molecule: messenger RNA, 1911 nt
Organism: Oryza sativa Japonica Group (Japanese rice)
Lineage: Eukaryota; Viridiplantae; Streptophyta; Magnoliopsida; Poales; Poaceae
Product: beta carbonic anhydrase 5, chloroplastic
Biological process (GO): carbon utilization
Molecular function (GO): carbonate dehydratase activity; zinc ion binding
Source: RefSeq, a predicted model, not a curated record
UGUCUUGCUUUCCCUCUCGAGGUCUCUCGCCUUCCGACGGCCCCAAGCAACCAACUCCAAGCCAAACAAACCUGUUCUUUUCGAUCGCUUCGUUUCGUUUCGUUUCCUUCUUGUUUUUUUGAUUAAAGAUAGGCAAUAAUUUCGCCUAAAUAUUUUGAUAGGGCAAAUCUCCAUCAUACACGUCGAACAAUUGUACUGUUGGAGUUUUUCUUCCCUUCCUAUUGGCUAUUUGGUUAGCUCUUCCUGGGGGCAGGGGAGGGUGCGCCAUUUCUGGCUGGAGCUUGCUGUGUUCUAUGGUCACCUGGCCCUUGCGAUCAGCAGCUCGGCGCUUGGCUGCUGCCGCCGCCGCCGCACGCGCAGCUCCAGCUUCGGUCGCUCACUCGCCACCACCUGCGCCGAUGCCUCCUCAGCCAUGUCCACCUGAAGACGCAGCGCUCCAGCACUUGCGGCGCGCCACCGGACACGACGACGGCGUCCCUGCCGCCGGCGAGCAGCCGCCGUCUCGUCGUCCAAUCCAUCGGAGGGACUUUCCGUGUACCACAAUGGCCUCAAGAGAUCAUUCUGGUUUGACUCGACAGCUUUUAGAUUUUCAACAUGGUACAGUAGAUGAGAUAGAUGGGGAACAUGAUCCAUUCAUGGAGUUGAAAGCAAGGUUCAUGGACUUCAAGCACAGGAAUUGUGUGGAUAAUAUUUCUAACUAUCAAAAUCUUGCUCAGCAGCAAACACCAAAGUUCAUGGUGGUUGCUUGUGCUGAUUCUAGGGUAUGUCCUUCAAGUGUUUUGGGGUUUCAGCCCGGGGAAGCAUUUACUGUCCGUAAUAUAGCAAAUUUGGUACCACCAUAUCAGCAUGGUGCUUCAGAGACUAGCGCUGCACUGGAGUUCGCUGUCAACACACUAGAGGUAGAGAAUGUAUUAGUGGUAGGUCACAGCCGUUGUGGUGGUAUCCAAGCACUAAUGAGUAUGAAAAGUAAGCAAGAUGAUUCGCAAUCUAGAAGCUUUAUCAGAGAUUGGGUGUCAAUUGCAAAGAGUGCAAGGUUAAGUACGGAAGCAGCAGCUGGAAAUUUGAAUUUUGAAUUACAGUGCAAACAUUGUGAAAAGGAAUCAAUUAAUAGCUCACUGUUGAACUUGUUAACAUACCCUUGGAUAGAGAAAAGGGUGAAUGAAGGAACUUUGAGCCUUCAUGGGGGCUAUUACAAUUUUAUUGAUUGCACAUUCGAGAAGUGGAAAUUAGUAUACCGCCAAGGGUUGGAAGGUGGAAGCAAGUAUGCCAUAAAGAAUAGGACUACCUGGUCUUGAUCAAGAGGCAUUGCUUACCUGGGUAAAUUUCACUCUGCCCCCUGCAGUUUAGCAUGGUUUUGCUUUGCCACUGUGCUGUCCAUUUUCAUUGCACUUUGCUCCAUUGUGGUAUUGACAUUCUGCAAGAACGAGUCCCAGUAUCAAGUCACUGUUACGGUGUUGUUGGUACCAUUGAUUAACAUAACACUUGACGGCCAUACUUGGUCAUGUUGUAUGUUAUCAGCUUCACAGAGGUACAUGUGGCACUUUAACAGUUAUUUGAUACAGUGACUAGGCUGCAGUUGAGCGAAACCACAAUGGAGUGAAGUGCAACAGAAAUGAACAUUAUGGCAGCAAAGUGAAAGUUUGUCAAACUGCCGGGGACAAAGUGAAUUUUGUCCAAAUAUCCCUGUAUUAUUUUCUGCUUAGAAGCAUCAUAUUAAUUCAAUAAGCUGCAAACUCAUAUUCAUACCAAAAACAUGUACGAUCUUGCCACAUUUGGCAAAUUAUUGUGUUGUAUCAUUUAUCGUGUAAUUGCAAAAAUAAGAUAGAGCUUUGUAAUCUGGUGUGCCGGGCAGCUGCUGUAUCAAUAUAAUAAUUCUCAAAUAGUUGAAACAAUGUUGUGUUUAAAGUUCAA